Molecule: messenger RNA, 7784 nt
Organism: Portunus trituberculatus (swimming crab)
Lineage: Eukaryota; Metazoa; Arthropoda; Malacostraca; Decapoda; Portunidae
Product: sortilin-related receptor-like
Exons: 37
Coding region: 29-6490 (2153 amino acids)
Biological process (GO): post-Golgi vesicle-mediated transport
Cellular component (GO): membrane; Golgi apparatus
Molecular function (GO): protein binding
Source: RefSeq, a predicted model, not a curated record
GACAGUGACACUUGAACAACGAGGAGGGAUGGAGGCGCACAUAUCUUCCCCCUUGUUCUUGUGUCUUUUUCUUUUAUCCAGUGUAUUUGUGAGGGUGACAGUUAGUGACAGACAUGGCCACACAUCCCAGUACCUGACUGUGCGGAGGGAGAAGGAGAAACACGGCCCGGUUGUCAUUGAAAAAGGCGAAGAUGUUAAUGAGGAAGAAGAUAUUUUGCCAUUUAUUGAAAGAUCAUCUGAUGGUGGGGAAGGUUUCAAGUCGAGGAGAAAGAGAGACGUGCACCAUGAUUCAGUGAGGCUGCCGACGCGUAAUAUGUCGCACCUCAAUGACAGCCACCAGCAAGUAAUGAUACAGUGGGCCGGUGAAGGGAGUCCUGUCAUUAUCUGCCUGAUGCGAAAUGCCAUACAGAGCCCCGACUUGCCAUCCACUAUGUUCAUCUCCAAGGACUAUGGAAGCUCCUACCAGAAUAUCUCCUAUAAGUUUCAGUUGCCAAAUGGAAAACUUGCCAUUAUCAACACCUUCUAUAAUAACAAGAUCUUUCGGUCAAGGUUUGUGUUUACGGACAUCAUCAACAGCUACAUAUUCGUCACCGAUGAUUACGGGGAGACGGUUAUUGGCUACAGGGUUAACUUCACUCCAUCUGAGGUCAUGUUUCACCCUGUUGAUGCUGAGGUCCUUAUCGUUCAUGACACCAAGGACUUGGACCGCACACUAUGGGUGAGUGAAGACUUUGGAGACGGGUGGCGGAGCAUUGGCUAUUACGUGAAGUCAUUCUUUAUCAGCGAGUUCACUUCUCCUCCUACUUUGUACAUUGAGAGAAGGAAGACGGAACUCUCGACUGUUAUCUCCUCUCAGAAUCUCUUUAGUGGAGAUGUUGCGCCCACCCCCGUCAUUGAGGCCACCCUGGAGUUUGAGGUCAAGGAUGAGUUUCUCUUUGCUGUCAAGAAAUCACCGAUAGCAGAGGAUACACUGAGUCUCUUUGUCUCCUACCGUGGGGGCAAGUUCCACCAGGCACUGUUCCCCAAUAGCAUGAAGCACCAGCAUUAUUAUGUGGCUGAUAUCUCUGAGGGGCAGGUGAUGCUGUGUGUAGCUCACAAGGAGUUCCUGUCCAACCUAUAUGUGUCGUCAGUCCCCAGGUCUCCAGAUCAUCCUGUCAAGUUCUCUCUCUCCCUGGAGCGCAUUGUGUUCUUCAAGCGCUCCCCCACCUGGCAGAACACUUGGCUCAGUGAAGUGGCUGACAAACCAUUUGCUGACCUGCACCAAGUAAAGGGCAUUCGAGGGGUGUUCAUUGCCUCCCAACUGCUGGCUAACAUGACAGGCACCAAUGGCACCAGACGGCACCACAUAGGACCUGAGCAUACAGUGUCUUACAUCAGUUUUGACCAGGGUGCCCAGUGGAAACCCCUGCAGCCUCCUCUCACUGAUGCUGACGGAAACUUCAUUGACUGUAAGAAGAACAAGAAAUGUUCCCUGCACGUGGGUCAGUUGUUCAGCAUGUACGACCCCCGCACAGAGUUGUCACCAGUGGUCAGUAAGGAGAGUGCGCCGGGUCUCAUCUUGGCCACCGGCUCUAUUGGGGAGGCAUUUAAAGGUUACACUGCCCUCUAUGUCUCUGUGGAUGCUGGUAUCAACUUUUAUCAGGUGCUGAAAGGGAGUUACCGCGCUGCUAUUGGAGACCACGGGGGGAUCCUGGUGGUGGUGCAGCACUUCAGGACGGUUGGGGAGAUUGACACGCUCUAUUACUCCACUGAUGAUGGGGAGACCUGGAAACCUUUCAAAUUUUCUGAUGAGAAACUUCGCAUCUAUGGUUUGCUGACAGAGCCUGGAGAAAACACAACUAUAUUUACUCUGUUUGGCUCAAAACCUGAAAAGCAUCAAUGGAUCUUUGUAAAGGUGGAUAUGCGGCCAGUGUUCCAUUACAACUGCACAUCGGACGACUACAAGCAGUGGUCUCCGUCAGAUGGCCGCAGGAGGGGCACGUGUCUACUGGGGCGCAAGCAGGUGUAUGAGCGCGUCACACACUCCAACUGCUACAGUGGCGUGGCCUAUGACAGACCCGUGUCCAUCGAGAACUGCCCCUGUGCCCGUGAAGAUUUUGAGUGCGACUUUGGUUUUGUCAUUGACGAGAACACCCAGAAGUGUGUGAUGGAUAAGGAUGCCAUUGUUGACCCCUAUGCUGUCCCCAGCUCCUGCAGUCAUCGGGGCUUCUAUAACCGUACUAAGGGUUAUCGCCUGGUCCCAGGAGACACCUGUGAGGGCGGCCGUGACUACCAGUACAACCCCACUGUCACUGUUUGCCCUAUUAGUGAAGAAAAUGUGUUCCUGCUUGUUUCUGCACGUCAGGAAAUAUUAAGGUAUGAUUUGCUGAACCCAGUUGGUGGAAUGCAACCUUUGCCAAUCCCUCACCUCAGUAUGGUCAUUGCUCUGGACUUUGACUUGAAAAACAACUGCAUCUUCUGGUCGGACAUCAAUGUAAAGAAGAUAUUCCGUCUGUGCUUUGAUGGGUCUCACGAUGUAGAGACUCUGGUGGAGACAGACCUGCGCAGCGUGGAGGGUCUCGCCUACGACUGGGUGUCCAAGAAUCUCUAUUUUGUUGAUGGGGAACGCAAGACCCUGGAAGUGAUUCGCACCGACAUCUCCAACUUUGGCAGAAUGCGCCGGACUCUGCUCGACAGGAAGACACUGGACAACCCAAGAGGAAUUGCCUUGCAUCCCCGCCUUGGAUACCUGUACCUCACUGAUUGGUCGGAGACUUCACCCAAAGUGGCUCGGGCUUACCUGGACGGGAAAAACUGCACGACACUGUUUGGACCAGGAGUGGUGGGUUGGCCCAAUAGCAUCACCAUAGACUUCCAGAAUGACAGGAUAUACUUUGCUGAUGCCAAACUGGACUUCAUUGCAUCUGCUAACUUAGACGGAUCUGAUAUGAAGAAGAUUAUCACAAACAAUGAGAAAGUGUCGCAGCCAUUUGCCGUUGGAAUUUACAAGUCAACAAUGUUCUGGGAUGACUGGGCGGUGGAGCAGGUGUUGGAGGCAGACAAGAUGAAUGGCAAAGGUAUUUCAUCUGUGGCAAACUUCACUCGGAACGGACUGGUGGAUCUGAAGGUGUAUGGCCACUCAUCUCAGCAGGACACUAACAUUUGCGCCAACCAGAGUCAGAUAUGCAAGUACCUGUGCAUGGGACGACCCAACAAUGAGUACUCCUGCCUCUGCCCCGAUGGUCUCCAGCAAAAGUCUGGCUUGUCGAGAACCCACGAGGAGUGUGAAUGUCCAGAUGGCACCCCUGUUGAUAGCAAUGGAGCGUGCAAGACUCAGAAUAGUACAUGUCCUCCUGGGUUCUUCAAGUGCAACAACAACAACUGUAUUCCUGAGAAGUGGAAGUGUGAUAAGGACAAUGAUUGUGGGGAUAACUCAGAUGAGAAUGCACCAGAAUGUGGAGGUCUACCGUGCUAUCCUCCCUACUGGCAGUGCAAGAGUGGCGAUUGCAUUUCUUCUUCCUUCCGCUGUGACUACAACUAUGAUUGUGAUGAUAGGUCGGAUGAGGAGAACUGCCACUACGAUCCAUGCGCUAAUGAGACAUUUCGGUGUGACAAUGGGAAGUGCAUACACAAGCAGUGGCAAUGUGACAUGGAGGACGACUGCCACGAUGGGUCUGAUGAAAGAAACUGCACCAUCAAGAAUGAUUCAGAGUGCAAAGGCACUGAGUUCAAGUGUGACGACGACCGAUGCAUCCCAGCCUCGUGGCGCUGUGACGGCGAUAACGACUGUUCCGACAACUCAGAUGAGAAUGGGUGUGAAUCGUUCUCCUGUGCCGCCUGGCAGAUUGCAUGCAGAUCAAGUGUUAUGAAGUGUAUAUUCAGGAGCUGGCGGUGUGAUGGACAGGAGGACUGUGAUGAUGGCUCUGAUGAAUUUAACUGCACCAUCCCCACCACCACCACCACCACCACCACCACUCCACCAAGCAGUGAGAAGCAGUGCUCAGAGCUCAUGUUCAGGUGCAGCAACGGCCAUUGCAUCCCCUUCUGGUGGCGGUGUGACGAGCUGAAUGACUGUGGCGAUGGCUCGGACGAGGACGGCUGCCCCAGUCACGGAGUGCACGGCAACAGCACAACACAGAGACCACAAACCACAUGGAUUCCUCACACUUGCCAGAAGGACCAGUUUCAGUGCAAGACAGGAGAAUGUGUGUGGGAGUCUUGGGUGUGUGAUAAGGAGAAUGACUGUCCUGGUGCCGAGGAUGAGGAGAACUGUCCAGACAUGACCUGCAGUGGGUUCCAGUGCAGGCGUUCCAGUGGCUGCAUCCACAGUGACCUUGUGUGCAAUGGCAUUAAUGACUGUGCUGAUGGGUCUGAUGAGGAAGGCUGCAGGACCAACUCAACUAACACAACACCUGGCAACACUUGUCACAUUGGCUACAUGAUGUGUGACGGGGGAGCCUGCUUGCCUCUGUUCAAGAGGUGUGAUUACACCCAUGACUGUAUGGACCUGAGUGAUGAGCAGAACUGCACCUCUCUGGAUGAUCAGGUGUAUGCUGUAACUGAGUACAUUGUAAAGAGCACCAAUGUCUCAAUAAAUGUGCAGUGGAAGGUGAAUGACAAUAUUACAGCACCCAAGAUUCUGAAAUACCUGUUGUCUUACACUGUGAAGAAGAAAGCUGGCAAUAAUGUUCUGUGGAAGAACACAACUUGGACAUCUAACACGAGUUUAGAGAUCGGUGGCUUGACUCCUUACACCAACUAUGUAGUGAAAGUGUACAUCAAGGAAGGAAAUGGAACCAAGAUCUUUCCUCCUAUCACAUCUAAACAUAUUAUGACAAAGCAAGGCAAGCCAAGUCCACCUCGAGACGUGAAGGUAGAGAGGAAGGAAGACUACACCAAAGUGACCUGGAAGCCACCUGCAAACCCCAACGGACCCAUCAUUGACUACCAUCUGUACAUUGGUACACGUAAUGAUAAGCGCUCUGACAUUGGAAACCAGACUGAGUUCAAGAUUUAUAAUCCCAUGCCAUCCAGCGGUUCCGUUUGGGUUGUGGCAGAGAACGAGAAGUUUUUGAGUGAUGAGAGCAAUCACUUUAAUCUCCAUAAGAGCAAAGUGGACUCUGUACUGAACGUGAAGGUCAAAAACAUUUCCUCAACUAAUGUUACACUGAGUUGGGAUGCUGUGAAGGAGGUGGAUGGCUACGUUAUAGGCCACAACCAGCCUGAAAAUUUCUAUCAAACGAAAGAUGUUACCGUCAACACUUCUAACACAUCUAUUUUAAUUAAGGGACUGUCACCAGGGACCAAUUACACACUCUGGGUGAGUUCAUAUAAAGAUGAGAUCCUUGGCCGCAAGACAAAAGUUCACAUCACUACUAAGGGCAUAAGACUCCCGCCUGUUGGGUCCUUCCAUGCUGCUGUCACUGAGGAGGUCACCACUGUCAGGCUCUCCUGGUCUGAGCCCUCCUAUGGAUCACAGAAGAAUGUUCCGUGGGUGUAUCGUGUGAUGUGGGGCAGGACGAUAAACGAGUUAAAGCACAGCGCCCACAUGGCCAACACCACCAACACAACCUUCAUCAUCCGAGGUCUGGACGCAUGUGAGGUUUACCGUGUGGCAGUGAUGGUGGAGCAACCCUUCGGACUCGGCCCCAGGGAAGAAACACAGGUUUCGAUGGGUGCUGAUGCAAAGGCUCCUCCCAGGAACAUACAAGCCAGUCUCAACAACAUUACCAUGACUAUCACAUGGAAAGACUCCUGUCCCCAUGACAGCAGUGAUGACCAGAAGUACAGGCUGUUUGUAACGGAGACGAACCGAAACGUGACAUCCUCCUACCAGCUUUUGAGUCAGAAGAACCUCACCCGGUCACACUACAUACAGAUUCACUGGGGUGGCCGGUACUCCAUUCAGAUGAGCACAGCUGCCAACAAUGCCGUCUUGAGUGACCCUGUCAUCUGCAACGGCCCAGAGAUUCCACCACCAUUUGAGCUCACCUACAUGGACAGCUCCUUCUUUUGGCGAGACAGUCCAAACCUUCCCAAAGAAAUAACAUCAAAGAACUACACUUACAUCCUCCACUUGUCGCAUAACUUAAACAUGAGUGAUGCAGAGGUUUACAAGUGCACGAAGCCUCCCUUGGUGGUGGAGACGCUGGAGAAAGGCAAGGUGUACUAUGCUGCCGUGGCCUUGAAGGAUGCUGAUGGCUACCUCUCCCAGUGGUCGCACCACCUCAGCAUUGAGAAACCACUAGAUGAUGAGUUGGUGCUGUCCCAGACGAAUGCAGUGGGUGUUGGUGUGUCAGUAUUCCUUGUGGUGGUGGCUCUUCUGGUGGUGGUUGGAAUCUUGGCUGUCAGACACCGCCGCUUAGCUCGCUCCAUCAUCGCCUUCACCAACACUCACUACGACAGCUCUCAAGGCACCACGCUCAUCACCACAGAUCAUAACCUUGAUGAGGAUGAUGAUUCUCCCAUGAUCCGAGGGUUUUCUGAUGAUGAGCCUCUGGUCAUCGCCUAGUGGCCUUUCUCACAUCAAUUUCAUCCUUGCUUGACAGAUAAGAUAAGCACUGUUAGUGAUUAGCUUAAGUGAUAGAGAUGUAUAUUUUAAUUAUGGUGUAUAUAAUGAUGUAUAUGUUUUAUUGCUAUGUAAUAUUAAUUACAUUAUCUUUUUAUAGGUCAAUGCAUACUACUUCUUAUUAUUCAUCUCAUUUAUAAUGUUUUAGAAAAGACUUUUGCUUGUCUUCCAUCCACAUAGAAACACUGGCUUUCUCUUAGGAAUAGAGGAUGCAAUUUUCUUUCCUCCUCUGUCUUUCUGUGUAACUUUCAGGAUUGAUUCUUGCCUUACAAGAGCUCUGAGUAGGAUUUUUACUUUGGAGACACUAUUUUAUCCACUUAUAUUUUUCUUAGCUCUGCAUUUUAAGGUCCAGAUAUGCUGCUUGCUUGUUAUGGCAAAGCUAGCCACUUUUCAUAUUAUAUUAUUGAAAACAUGAUGCCAUACACAGUAAUGUCUGUGUAAUUCAGAGGUGUCAAAGGUACAGGAACCUUAUGUGGUUCUUUUUAAUGUUCGUAGUCAGGGUCAGAAGUCCUGCUCUCCCACUGUGUUUUGUGCUCACCCUUAUCCCAGUCUUAAGUCCCCAGCAAUUUAGUAUUAAGACCUGACAAUUCAUAUAUUCUUAGUUGAUCAUGUGACUGAAGUGAGAGGGAGGAUACGAGAGACAGUGGAAGAGAACACAGGCUACUUGAAUUGCAGUUUUGAGUGUAGCAAAUCUUGUACCCAAGACAGCCACUGGUAGUGUUUCUACAUGCACAUAUAUCUUAUAACUAGUUGUAUGUACUCAACUAGUGCUUCUCUUAAUUUACCAUUGUGCUGAGUGAUUUAUUGCUGUGGUUAUGACCUGAUAAUGGAGGGCCUUGAAAACAGUAUACAGUAUAUUCUUGAUAAGUGCAUUUUUAGUAUAGCCAUGUCUUGAACUCUGACUUGUAAUAAUAUGUUACUUUGAAGUUCUGCAUGUUGACAUGAAUCAAAUUGUGGACACCAGAAUGUGUUAGGUAAUCAGUUACUCCCUUUGUUCACAGUGGUCUUGAAAUUAUUCUUUGUACUUCACUAAUCUUGUCUAUAGGUUGAAUACAAGUCACUGCAGUCAAAGUAAAGGUUUAUUGGUAACAAGGCACUACAGGGGCAUUAUAAUCAUUCAUGAAAUAGGUAAUGAAGCCGGUCGGUGUAGCCAGAUAUAUUGUUGUACAAGUCACCUAUCAGUGACCUCUGAGAAACAUGUGAUAAAAAUAAUAAUAAAGGUGCAGUAAACACAGUA